CGUCAUCAGUUUAUGUUUAGUGUGACGAACAGUUUGUCUGUUACGAAAUUCAAUCUUAAAUAUUUCUAUGAUUGAAAAUUAAACGUAGAAAGAACCUAUUAUGUGUUGAAACUUUUGCUAAUAAAUUAAUAAACAGUUCCUAGGAUCGUUUUUACAUUAUAAUUAUAUUCAUAAAAACAUUGGCUACGUACAAUCUUUUUGGCGGCAUCACAUGAAGCCACAGAAAUAGAUUUCCUUGUGCAAUAAUCGGUGUGUACAAAAACUUGGUGAACUCAUUUGCAUUUGAACCGGUUAUUUGAAAUGGGUCAGGGCCCUUAAUAUAGUGUACCUAACGCGCGAAAAUGUGGGAAAGGUGAUAGUGUAUUUGAAAAAAAUAAAGUCGGCAUGGAGAAUCCAGCGGUUACAGAAUUGCGGUCAAGGUCACGUUCGAAGACCCCCUUUUUGCGGUCUAGUUGUGACCGGGAGAACUGUAUGGAGGGUGAAGACCAUACACACGAUAAAUCAGGAAGAAAAACACCUGUAAAGAGGAACACUCCCGUCAAACAAUUACAUCCCACCACAAACAAGACGAUACCGGAGCCCAUCAUCGAGAUCGAUGAUGACGAGGAUUCGCCGCCUGCGCACCGCACGCGGCAUUCUACGCGGAUAGAGAAACAAGUUAAAACAUCAGAUUACUCUUCCGAGGAAAACACGGAUCCGCCUAAAGGACAACAAAAGGAAAUAUAUCAGAACGUAGUGAACAGCCGAUAUGAACGGGCGGCGACGAGUUCUCAUCAUUACAGCUUCGCGGAUAUCAACUUCAGCCCCAUAAAUACGUCACACAAUGUGACCCACGAUCGGUCGUUCCGGAUUGGUAGCCCGACGUACAGCGCCUGUUCAACCGACAGCUCGUUCGCGGAGCAGGCGUUGGCGGACACUAGUGCGCUGCUCGAGAGGGACCCCAGUGGUGAGCACCUACCCUCCAGGCUGUACAAAAUGGCCGGAGAAUAUUGGAACAAAUACCCCAAAACUGAUUACACGUAUUCGCCGCUGUCAAAAGACCGCGUGGAGCUCGCGCCCGGUCAAGUGGCCGUCCCGAACAUGUCGCGGCGGUCGCUGUCGCAGUUCCGGAUACAGGGGCCGAAUACGUCCGUGGACGAGAUGGACCGACUGACUGGCACCGCUAUCUGGAGAUCGAGCACGGUCAGGAAACGGUAUACGUCGGUGGACAGUUCGGACGACGAAAGUGCCUUUUACCGCGGCAACGGCGGCUACCCCCCGGCGGAGCAGCGGUGGCUGAUCACACGGUUCCUCCUCGCGGUCAUCACUACCAUCACCACCACUGUGAGCAGUACGUACAGGAAGAUCGUUGGUCCUUCGCACCGGUACCCGUACACAGACAGGCGGCCGGCUAAAGCUGGCUUCGUGUCACAAGCGGCCUCUGUAGCGGCAGCGCCGUUCUAUUGGAUUUACACUAUGAUAAAAUCAAUGGUGACCACCACUGUGACCACCGUUACUGAAACUAUAACCCCAAAUCAUGUCAGCCAGAGCGAAAAGUACACUUCACACAGCUCCCAUGUGAAAACUGUGGUCAAACAACGAAGGUGGCCCUGGUUCCUACUUCUGCUGUUACCUCUCCUUGCAUAUGGCUGCUACAACUACUCGGACUACAUUCUACCUCAAGAGAAACCAGUAAUAGACACUUACAAGUCGCCUCAAAUAGUACAGGAUGUGGAUCUGUCGAAGCGAAUGGCGGCGCUCGAGGACUGGGCAGUCAACGUUGAUUCUAAGCUGAAGCUGUUCGAUCACAAACUGUCUAAAUUUGAUAAUUUAGAAGCCCAAAUAGAACAGUACUCUUUAAAACAUUUGCAACGAAACUUUAUUAACAUCUUCAACUUGCAUGACAACAGUGAGUCAAUCAGAGCAAAAUUAAAAGAGUAUUUUGAUAAGCAUUAUAUUACUAAGGAGCAAAUGCAAGUGAUGAGCCAAGAAAUCCACGAGAGGUUGAUCAACUCGUGGAAGCCGGAAAUGGACGAGGAUAAGAUUCGUGGUAUGAUACAGGAGUACUUGGCUGUGUUCGAGCGCCGCCAGAUGGAGCUGAUAGUUGAGAAGAUAAAAGAAUAUGUAAAGGAGGUGCAUACACACACAGUGCACCACGUGGAAACGGGAUUGGACGUGGAAGCCGUGAAGAAAAUUGUCGCUGGAAUGCUCGAUGUGUACGAUGCGGAUAAAACCGGUUUGGUUGAUUACGCUUUGGAGUCUGCAGGGGGUCAAGUGAUAUCGACGAAGUGCACGGAGCUAUACCAGAUCAAAACGAAGCAGUACUCGAUCCUGGGGCUGCCGGUGUGGUGGGUGUACACGUCGCCGCGGUACGCGCUCACGCCGGGCGCGAUGCCCGCAGAGUGCUGGGCUUUCCAGGGCUUCCCAGGAUACUUAGUUGUUCGCACGUACGCAGUGAUCGAAGUGACGGGCUUUUCAUUGGAACAUAUGUCUCGCUUGCUGGCCGUCGACGGGAAGAUCGAGUCGGCGCCCAAAAACUUCUCCGUAUAUGGUUUGCAUGGCGAAAUGGAUCCAGAACCACAUCUGUUCGGCGACUAUAUGUACGAUGCAAACGGCACCGCCAUACAGUACUUCCCCGUAAAAUAUCCCAAGACAACAAACAUUGGCGGCGUGGACUACCCUGUUGCAUACGACAUCAUCGAGCUGAGAGUCGAGAGCAAUCAUGGCAACCCGACGUACACGUGCGUCUACCGUUUUCGUGUACACGGCAACCCGCUCUCAGACAUCAGAAGAGCAACCGAAGACAGCAUCAAAGACAGCGAGUCGUAGCGACUGAAAAAAAAAACUAUGAUUUUUUUUUUAUUGUACAUUGAAUAUGUGAAGUGAUAAUGUGCGAUGUGCGUUCGUAAAACGUCCAUUUAAAAAGUUGUGUUCAAUUUGAAUUUGGAAGUGACCAUUCCUGGAUAAUAAUUAGCUCGUGAGAGCGAGGUGUGGCCUUAUUUUAUAAUCGUUUUAAUUUACUAACACAUAGAAUAUAAAAUCAAAAGUACAAAUCUGUUUGUUGACUACAUAGUGACUUACAAUUAUGUGCUUAAUCUGGAUAAGGACUUAACACGCACAAUGACCACUAGAUAGAUACGCUUAGUUAUAUAGCUUGAGUACAUUUUUAUCUAUAUUUAUUGGUAGGUUUUAAACAUAUUUUAAGUUUGUUAUAAAUUGGUUAAGAUUCUGAAUAUUUAAUAGUAAUUUUCUCAAGUAAGUUGGACAAAGUUCUAUUGACGACGGGUGUAACAAUUAUGGUACUGAGUCAUAAUUUUUAGGAAAGAGUGUCUACACCAUUUUGUCUUAUUUUUUAUAAUGUUUAAAUAAGUCGAUCAAAUGCAUAUAUUUUUAAAAAGUUAAAUAGAAUUAAGUUGAAAUUCAGUGAUACGUAAUGGAUACUUAAAUUUUACUUGUAUUAGACUUUUUUUUUUAUAAUCAGGCCCUGGUCUUGGCAAAAGAAGUCAAUCAUAGAGUCAUGUAAACUCUAUUGACUGUCUCAGAGAUAUAGAACUCUGUACUAAUUCCUGUCACCCAGUUCUCGCCUAAAUGAGCCGCGUCCAAAUUUACAUAAUAGUUUGUAUAGGCUUAAAAACUGAACUAGUCUUACGUUAUAAAUAUGCCAAUAUAAAUAUAAGCGUUUGCACUUGUUUUUAACUAAUAUAGUCGGUAGUGGAAGCCCAUCGGCCCUACUAACGUUGGAUGAAUCUUAUUAGGUUUUACUUUAGGUUAAUUAAAUGAUAAAACAAUUGGUCAAUGUAUAUUUGUACUCAAAAUGCUUUGUUUUGUUAUACUAGUAUUUACCGUAAUUUCGUCCGCUUAACCAUUCCAUACAGUGCAUAAAUGCCAAAUUUUAUAGUGAUCGGUUAAGGCGCUAUAAGGUAACAAAAAACAAAUUUAUUUUCACAUUAUAUUAAUAACAAUGUUCAAAUCCAUCUGUUAUUAUAGGAAUAACUCCAAAUCAUUACCAUUAUUCUAUUUUAAUAUUAAUAUAUUAAUGUUCUAUUGAUAAAAUAGAUAUUUUCGCUCAAAAAGUCAUGAGCAAAAACGAUAUAAACAAUAAUGCCUCACAUAUUAAGAUGGCAGAUCCAACUUUCAAGUUAGUAAGGAAGGCUCAAAACUAUUUGUAUUUUUCAACUUAUGUUCCUUAGGAGAAAAUCUUCAACUUUAUAAUUUAAUAAUGAUUUUAAUUAAAUUCUAUAAAAAAAAAAAUAAGGUCGAAAACUAAAAUUGUGUAUUUUAAUACAAGAUUUUUGAGUACAAAUAAAUGUUGACUUCAUUACACUGUCCUAUUAGUUUAUACAAAGAAUUGCACCAAAUUGCACAUGAGCGACUUAAGCUGUAUUUCUUUUGUACACAUAAAAAGACAGUUUUAAUUUCAUUUUUGAACCUAUCAAAUUGACCUACCUCUCAAAUACAUGACACAUGAAAUUCUGUAUUGCAGUCCAACAAUAAUCGUCUCAUUGGAUUCAUAAAAAUACUUUGUUCAUAAUGUAAUAAUGAUUUUGAAACUACAUC
This is a messenger RNA of Galleria mellonella (greater wax moth), 4536 nucleotides long. Its product is annotated as klaroid protein-like. The coding region runs from base 385 to 2808 and encodes 807 amino acids. Gene Ontology annotation, molecular function: protein-membrane adaptor activity. Lineage: Eukaryota; Metazoa; Arthropoda; Insecta; Lepidoptera; Pyralidae. The transcript is spliced from 12 exons. Gene Ontology annotation, cellular component: nuclear envelope; meiotic nuclear membrane microtubule tethering complex. The record is from RefSeq and is a predicted model, not a curated record. Gene Ontology annotation, biological process: nuclear envelope organization.